UUAUUUUCUUGACCAUCUUGUUAUUUUGUUACUGUAUUAUCACUUCCACUACUGGUUUACAGUCUUUCCCACUUCAAGAUUCACACUGGGUUUUUGCUUCCUACUAAAAAUAUUAAGGGGUAAAAAGGUAAUUUCACAAGAUGGCAGGAGGAGGAGGAGGUGGUGGAGGAAAAGCUGCUGAUGAACCAGCACCACACCCACCAAAAGACCAGCUUCCAAAUGUUUCUUAUUGUAUCACAAGUCCACCUCCAUGGCCCGAAGCUAUACUCCUCGGUUUUCAGCAUUAUAUAGUAAUGCUUGGUACAACAGUUCUCAUUCCUACGGCUCUAGUUCCUCAAAUGGGAGGUGGAAAUGAGGAGAAAGCUAAAGUUAUUCAAACUCUGCUUUUUGUUGCUGGAUUGAACACGUUGCUGCAAUCUCUGUUUGGAACUCGGUUGCCUGCUGUUAUUGGGGGUUCAUAUACUUUUGUUGCCCCCACAAUCUCAAUUAUCUUAUCUGGCCGAUGGAAUGAUCCAGAUCCUAUUGCGAAAUUCAAGAAGACAAUACGUGCUAUCCAGGGCGCUAUGAUUAUUGCUUCAACGCUUCAAAUUGUUCUUGGUUUCAGUGGCCUCUGGAGAAAUGUUACAAGAUUCUUGAGUCCACUUUCAGCUGUUCCAUUGGUUGCUCUUGCCGGUUUUGGGCUGUAUGAAUUUGGAUUCCCCGGGGUCGCUAGAUGUGUUGAAAUUGGACUACCUCAGCUCAUAGUGUUAAUUUUUCUGUCUCAGUAUUUAGCCCAUCUAGUACAUUCAGGAAAAGAUAUUGUUGAUCGUUUUGCUGUUCUGAUAUCGGUUGCAAUUGUUUGGAUCUAUGCUCACCUACUUACAGUUGGUGGUGCCUAUAAUCAUACGCCACACAAGACCCAAAAUAGCUGUCGGACUGAUCGUUCUGGAUUGAUUGAAGCUGCUCCCUGGAUUAGAGUUCCGUAUCCCUUUCAAUGGGGUGCACCCUCAUUUGAUGCUGGUGAAGCCUUUGCUAUGAUGAUGGCUGCUUUUGUUGCUCUUGUAGAGUCCACCGGCGGGUUCAUUGCGGUUUCAAGGUAUGCAAGUGCAACUCACAUGCCUCCAUCUAUUCUAAGCCGCGGUAUUGGUUGGCAGGGAAUCGGCAUUUUGUUGUCUGGAAUUUUUGGAACAGUCAAUGGAUCUUCAGUAUCUAUUGAGAAUGCUGGACUUUUGGCAUUGACCCGUGUGGGAAGUCGAAGAGUGGUACAGAUCUCAGCUGGAUUCAUGAUUUUCUUUUCGAUUCUUGGGAAAUUUGGAGCAGUUUUUGCUUCAAUCCCAGCUCCAAUCAUUGCUGCUCUGUAUUGCCUUUUCUUUGCAUACGUGGGCUCAGCUGGUCUAAGUUACCUGCAAUUCUGCAACCUCAACAGCUUUAGGACAAAAUUCAUCUUGGGGUUUUCCUUCUUUCUGGGAUUGUCUAUACCCCAAUACUUUAAUGAGUAUGAGGCUAUUAAUGGUUAUGGGCCUGUCCACACAUCUGCAAGAUGGUUCAACAACAUGGUCAACGUUCCUUUCUCAUCUGAAGCCUUUGUGGCUGGCAUUUUGGCUUAUUUUUUGGAUAACACCCUGCACAAGAAAGAUGGUGCUAUAAGGAAAGAUCGUGGCAGGCAUUGGUGGGAUAAGUUUCAUUCUUACAAGGCCGACUCACGAAGUGAAGAGUUCUAUGGAUUACCCUUCAAUCUCAACAAAUACUUCCCAUCUGUUUGAAGUCAAAAGAGUGCUACAAAUUGCUUCAUUGAUGCUGUUUUUUUGUUAAAUAUGGAACUAGUCAUAUGCUAAAGUAGUACAAGUUCAAGUCAAUCCUCAAAUGAUUCUUAGAAACAUUUAAUUAAUUGUCUUUUGUUACUGUAAAUUUGACGUGCAAUAUGGAUGUUAAAGAGAGAGGAUUGGUUUUGUUGCUAUCAAAAUCGCUUCCAAACUUUUGUGCCA
Messenger RNA from Erigeron canadensis, 1964 nucleotides. RefSeq names its product nucleobase-ascorbate transporter 6-like. The record is from RefSeq and is a predicted model, not a curated record. Gene Ontology annotation, molecular function: transmembrane transporter activity. Gene Ontology annotation, cellular component: plasmodesma; membrane. Bases 141 to 1742 code for a protein of 533 amino acids. The transcript has 15 exons. Gene Ontology annotation, biological process: transmembrane transport. Lineage: Eukaryota; Viridiplantae; Streptophyta; Magnoliopsida; Asterales; Asteraceae.